AAAAAUCUGUGUGAGAGAAUAAAAUUUUUGCAAAAAUAUAUACAUCUAGGAAAAUAGUGAAUGAAUUUCUUGAAAUUUGUAUGAAACAAAAAAUAUAAAGCACAUGGAUGCAGAAUUUAUAAAAAUCUAAAAAGGUUUUUUCCUAAAAACCUCUAAAAAUUCGAAUGGAAAAAGAGAAAAAAACCUAUAUGCAGUUAGCGACGAAGAAGUAUAGAAGACAGCGAGACGACAUAGACAACGACGACAGCAGCGAAGUAGAAAAGAAGACGAGACCAGAAACGCCAAAAAGGCUCCAAACGAAAAUCCAACAAAAAACUAAACGGAGCUCCAAAUUGGCAUACUAAAAAAAAGCAGCUGUUUAGUAAAAGGAUUUUGCAAAAACACAAAAAACUUAUACUUAAACAAGAAACAUGUGUGAUAUUUGUUCAGAUUUUCAACAAUUAUUGGAGUCGUAUGAGGCCCGUAUUAUCAAUCAGGAUGCCAAACAUGCGAUUCUUUAUAAAAGUGAAAUUGAAACAGCAUUUGGCUACAUACAAGCCUGGCCUCAAAGGCAGUGUAUGUGUCUGUACCGAGAUGUUAAGAAUUUUGAGCGCUUUAAUUUAGUCAUACAAUCAAUGAUCUAUUUGGCUGUUCAUCAUUUGAAACACAUAAAAAGACUUAUAGAGGAUUAUAAAAAAAUUACAGCUAGCGCCGCACAAGUUGUGGCCCAAGCUCAAGGUCCUACACAAACUGAAAAAUCCGAAGAUAUAGAAUCCGCUACAGCUUCAACUGCACCAACGUCCUCCAAAGAUAAAGAGAACAACAAUAAAACUGAAUCGCAGGAAACGGAUAUAGAUAAAAGUAAGACAAAAGAGGAUGUAAAAUCACAAAAACCUAUUGAUAAAGCCAAUAGUAGUUUAUCAUCGCCGGGUGAUGAUAAUGCCAAUAAUAAUGCCACAACAAUAUCUCUAACGGCAUCACCAUCGUGUGCAUCUUCGGUACAGAGUUCACAAGGUUCCUGUGCAGCAUCGACAUCAUCUUCUUCAUUAGCGACAUCAUCAUCAUCGUCGUCCUCAUCAACAUCACAACAUACGGAAGAACCUUGGAUACUGCCAGAAGUUGAAAAACUUUUGUUACUCGUAUCCAAAGUAUUUUUGCUUAACUUUCCAUUGUAUAUAGCCUAUAAACAUGGUACUCAUGCACGCUUGGACGAUAUCUCCGCCGAGGAAGCACAACAUUUGGCAAUAUUUUGUGACCUUCACGACAAUGAAAUACCGGUGUAUUUGCUGAGAAAUACUAGCUUGUUUUGUAAUUCGAACGGCUUUGCUGCCAUGAUGUUGUGUUUUGAUCAGGCCGAUUUACCAGUGACCACAGCUCACGCUAUAACCGCAACUGUCUCGAAUAUAAAAUUAUGGUUACAUUACGGCUGUAUUGUACAAUUAUUUGUACCAUUACGCAGUAAAAUACUGCAAUACAUGUGUAAAUUAUCCGAUCAAAAUCUAAGAACUGCUGCCACACGAGCAAUGGCUGAUUUUGUGUGGUCCGCAGUACGAGAUCCCCUAGAUGCCUCGGUAAGCUUUGAUGUGGAAGGUUUGGCUUUGGCAUUUAAAUAUUUUACAUCGACUACACUGACUAUGAGAUUGGCUGGCAUUACACAAAUUAAUGCUCAUAUUAAUAUAUUUGGCGAAAUUGAAUCUGUGGUGGGUGAAGUCGAAAUUGUGGCCAAUAAAAUCGGCGAUUGGCUGACGGAAAAUCAAAUAAUACAACAUUUGUUUGGUCCCAAUCUUCAUGUUGAAGUUCUGAAACAAGCUCAUGUUGUUUUAAAUUUUCUUGCUGUCGAAAAUCAAAUUACCGAAGAACACAUAAAAUUAAUUUGGCAAGCUACACAACAACUAAAACACUGCUCCAAAACCAUAUUUGACAUCUUGCCAUCGUUGGUUAAGAACUUGGCUCCGAAACCAGCCAUGUAUUUGUAUACUCUUUUAUGUCGUAUGGACCCGAAAGAACAUACCGAACAGAGUAUUUAUAUAGCUUCGGCUUUGACCAAACUUAUAUGGUCACGCGAUAAAACCAGGUCACAAAUGAGUUUGGAGAACGAGAUAAUGGCAGCUACUAGUUCCGAUAGUGGCAGCAUGGAUGGCAGUAAUUCCGAUGAGGGUAAUGGUGAUGACAGCAGUUUGGCUAGUGCUCGCAAAAGUCCCAUAGAUAUUGAAAAUGUUUGUUCGUCCGAUACUGGGGUAACGCCAUGCAAACAGGCGAGACGCAGGCGUCAUGUUUGUGAUCCCACAGAAGAGAAAGGAAAACAAAUAUCGGAGGAGGAAAUUAAUAUAAUUAAUUCGAAAGUCGAUAUGAAAAUGAAAAAUCAUCGUAUAGUCAACAUAAUCGACAAUUCAAGCAGUGAGGAUGAUAUACAAAAAGGUGCCGUUAACAUACAAAUGCAUCGCAAGAAAUCUCGUAAGCGACGCAAGAAUAACAACAAUCUACCGUUGACACGUUUAGCUUACGAAAUUGUCGAAGCCAUUUGUGAUGGAGGAGAAGAUGAUGCUACUAGUGAUGAUGCAGACGAUGCCGAUGAUGGUGACGGUGAAUGUGAAAUGUUGAAUGAUAGCGACGAAUGCAGUGAUCCCGGCCAGGUGCCAAGUGCCGUGCUAAAACAUUUACAAGGUGAAGGUCCCUACAUCCGAGCUAUAGCCGAAACACACAUUAGUGAACUUUUAAGCGGUGCUGAAAAUGAGGGCAGCUAUUCGUCGCCCUUGAGUAAUAAAUCGGAGAAUUUGGAUGGUUUCGAAGUGGAGGAUAUUUGUGAAGAUGAAAUUGCUCAACUUGUGAAUGCGCAUAGUCAGCGUGGCAAACCGACUCCAGCUAUUUCUUCGUACGUCUGUAUCAAUAACCAGCUUGUCGAAUACACUCCCGAUAUGAGUGGCGUCGUUAAUCUAAAUCAGCAUCACAAUCAAGAAAUAGCUUCUCUGGUUAAUGUGCACAAUCAGCGUGUCACACAAAACACCAUGCCACCAGCUUUUGCAGCUGCUGCUGCGGCUAUGGCUGCUGCUCAUACCGCUAUGUCUAUGCAAAAAACUGAGGCUAAUGUGGCAGCAGCUGCUGCUGCAUUGGCCGCUGCUGCUGUAGCUACCGAUAAUGCUCAACAAACGUUGGUAGAUUAUCAAGGACGUUUCGUUGAAGCUAAAGUUAAACAACACUUGUUGGAUUUCCAGGAACGUGCAAAUACAUUGGCAGCAAAAGCCCUGGCGGCUGGAAUAAUAGACAUUAGUGGUGUUGCUAUCAAGGAGAGUAAUAAAAGUGUAUCUUCGACAUCGCCGCAACAGCCAACAUUUAAAAUUAACGAUGUUUGUCAGCCGGGAAAUACUCUAUUGUGGGACUUGUUACAGGACGAUAAAAUUACCCAACUUGGAGAAUCUCUAGCUAUGGAGGCAGAAAAGGCCUUGGCGACACUUUUAUGUUUCAGUAACGAUCGUCAGUUACGUACGAAAUUCAUUGAAGGAUGUUUGCAAAAUUUGGCAAAUAAUAAAAGUGUUAUCGUGUCAUUACGUUUAUUGCCAAAAUUGUUUGCAUCUUUUCAACAAUUUCGACCAUCCGAUACGCAUCAAGUUACUAUGUGGGCUGAGCGCCAGCAACGCAUGAUGUUUCAUUUCUUUAACAAUAUAAAAUAUUACGCCAAACGUCACAUGGAGAUACUGGCGGGCAAGGGAAAUGAAUAUCAACAAACUGACUUAUCUUUGUAUUCACACAAGACCCAGGUAUCGGUGCGUUUACAGUUUUUAUCUUCCAUAUUUUCGUUAAUGGGUUCGCCGAAAAACUUUCGUUUAAGCUUAGAACAAGUAGAUUCCUUGUGGGAAUGGUUGGCCCACGAUCCCGAAUGUGCCGAUUGUUAUUUCUCUUGGCUGCAAUUACAGGCCAAGGGUGGCGAACAGCAUGCUUUGGGCUUGGAAGCUUUGCAACAUUUAUAUUUGAAGAAAUUACCUGAAUUACGUCCCGAAGAAUUCUCAAUGGUUGGCUUGGGUCUAUUUCAGCAGCUGUGCAGUUUGGCCCGCAUGGCUAUAGCACAUUAUGAAAAACAAACAGAUUCCAUAUCGACAAAUUCGUCCAAUAUAGUGGGCAUGUUUCAUUUGUGGAAGAUAGCUUUAAGAGCCCACAACACUGAGGUAUCAUUGGCCGCCAUACAAUACAUAAAUAUGUAUUAUAUGGGUCAACAAUUGCGUUUGGAAAAAGAGUUUGUAUCACAGUGCAUGGAAAAUCUUGUGCAGGCUGCAAAUGCUCUGGAAUGCAACAACGAAGAUGAUAAUGCUUUAAUGUGUGUCCAACGUGGCUUAAUGCUCUUAAAUACACAUUUGGAAACUUUUCGCCGUCGCUAUGCUUUUCACUUGAGACGCUGGGCUAUUGAAGGCCAAGGCAUUGGCUCUCACAGUAAUUUAAAGAAUGAAGGCUCUGGUCCUGCCAUACGCAUUAUUUUACAACCAGCUGGUCUGUCGGAAAAAUCUAUUUUACACAUGCAUGCAUGUGAUUUAAUAGCAGAUUUAAAAGCCGAAAUUUCUAAAUGGUGGGAGAACUUACAAGGUACUUCAAAUUCGGGAGUAUCAGCUCCAGUUUUGGGUCUUUUAUUAAGUGAGGGUCCUUUGCGCAUAAUAACACAGGGCCAGGAAUUGACUUCGGAAUAUGAUGAAAGAAGUUUGGGUGAUGCUGGUUUUAAAGAUAAUCAGAUCGUUUACGUUUCCUUGGGUGGUCGUGGCGCGCGUCGUAAAGAAACGAAUGUUGAUCAUCCCUCGAUGCAACCGCCACCGCCUAAAGAAUGUUUACCCACAGUAUUAUUGCUGCAACCAAAGUAUUUUGAGAAACUUUUUUGCCUCAUGCAAACUUUGGGCGACAUGAAACCACAACCCAAUAAUUUGCAACUACACACCAAGGCUCAACUAUUGUCGCGUAGAGUGUGGGAUAUUUUAGCCAUUCUGCCUACAAAUCCCAUGAUUUUGGAUGCAUUCAAAUGCCUAACUAAUGACUUGACUAUAAGUGAACAGCUGGAUACGGAAGAGGCAAAGAUAAACAAACAUAAAGAGAUUAAACAGAAACUGUGUGAAUUGUUAGAUCCCACAAAUUUACAGAAAUUCAUGUAUUCUUUGCACAUAGUAGAGAGCCUAGCAUUGAAUAGUGUUUUCCAGCAACGAGGAACACCCUGUUGCAGUGGAUCCAAUGGUAAUGUAAUGGCCAUGGAACAACAACAACAGAGCAGAGGAUCAUCUGUGGCGAAAAAUAAAAAAAGUGGUGGCAGUGGCGGCAGUGGUGGAGGAAGUGGCUCAGGUUCUGGUAGUGGUAGCGGUGGUGGUGGUUGUGGCAGCAGUACUGUGUGUAGUGGCAGUAGAAGACGCAGUAGUGUAGAUUCAUCUUUUAAAGAUGAAAACAAAAAAUCUGCUAAUAAUGUUAGUGAACAUCAUAAGGAAAAGGACUCUUUUGAUUCAUUAACACCAAAAGAAUUGAAUUCUUCUAUGGCUUCGGUAAACAGCUCAGAAUGUGAUCAUCCGCUUAGUGAUCAUGUAUCUGGUGGCAUAAAUGACAAAGAAAACAAUCCCGUCAAGGUGGCUAAAAAACAUAAAAAGUCUGAAUGCAGCAAUGUGUCAUCACAUUCCUCGGUAACACAAAUGGAUUUGUUUAACACUUCUAUAUUCGAUACAAAAUGGAGCGAAACGUUCAUUAAGUGUGGUGGUCUCAAACAUCUCUACGAUAUAUUCAUAUCGGGUAAGUUGCAGCAAAGUUCUUACCCCAAAGAGUUGCUCAACGAAUGGCGUCACGACUGCUUGGCCAGUCUCUUGCGCAUUCUUUGGCUUUUGGGUUUCGAAGAGGACUUUCAUGAAGAUAUGUUGGUGUCCAUAUCAAAGCCUAAAGAUUUUAUGCUGGAAAUGAUGUCUGUGGAUCCCUGUUUGAAACGUUUAUCAGCCAUAUUAAAUGAUGAGGCCUAUUCGAAUUACUUAGCCACUACCUCCGCUUAUCAAUAUCAUCACUUGAGGACAGGAUUUUGGGGACGGGCCCAGGUUGUACAAUUCGCCAUGAAUAUAAUGGUUAGUUUUGUGCACGCCUCUUCGGAUGCCCGUUGUUCUUUGUGGGCCCAUCCAGAAUAUUGUAACUGGGUACAGAAAUUCAUCUUAGAGGAUCCUGAACCGGCUGUAAGACGUGAAAUAUGUGCUGGCUUAUAUCGAAUCUGUUUGGGUAACUCACAAUCAUAUCAGCUGUUAUUGGCUCCACUGUUGAGAAAGUUGAUUUCAUUCUUGUCUGUGGCUGAGAAAAUGACUUCAUACAGUCAUCAUAAUCCCUACAUGCUCAGCGAUGAUGGAAAAGAACCCUAUGGACCAGCUUGUCGCGAUUACUUUUGGCUUUUGGCUAGACUAGUGGAUACAUUGUCCCCAGAAAUGGUGAAGACCUCUCUGGAGUCGUCUUCAUUUAAUGAAGAGGCCAUAGACAUUGAGAAGCUUUGUCAGUCGGUGGCCCAAAGUAUACUAACCAGAGACUUUUAUGAGACCCGCUAUGGCAUGCAAGAUGACGGCUUAGUUGGUUUAAUUAAUCUCAUGUCGAAUUUAGUAAAAUAUGAUCCCACAUUUAAAUUCAGCACGAAAGUUUUACAGUUUAUAGAACAAAUCUUUGAGUUUUUAUUCGAUAUGCCCUCACCUCAUAAUCGACAGAAACCAAAAUGCAAAUCGGCCACCUCAAGAGCCGCAGCUUAUGAUCUACUAGUGGAAUUGUGUAAAAAUUGCCCCAAGAAUUAUAUAUUCCUGCACAGCAAACUACUGGCCCAGCAUACGCCUGGACCUAAGCCUCCCUAUCCCUGGGAUUACUGGCCCAGAGAUGAGGGACGUUCGGAAUGUGGUUAUGUGGGUCUAACGAAUUUAGGUGCCACUUGUUACAUGGCCUCAUGCAUACAGCAUCUUUACAUGAUGCCUCAAGCUAGAGCUGCCGUCUUGCGUAUACCACCCAAUAAAGCUCAGAAACAUGCUCCCACUCUGUUGGAACUACAACGAAUGUUUGCUUAUCUUUUGGAAUCCGAACGUAAAGCCUACAAUCCUCGUUCAUUCUGCAGAGUCUAUCAAAUGGAUCAUCAGCCUUUGAAUACUGGCGAACAAAAGGACAUGGCUGAAUUUUUUAUUGAUCUCGUUUCGAAAUUGGAAGAAAUGACUCCAGAUCUUAAAGAUUUAGUUAAACGUUUAUUCUGUGGCACUCUAAGCAACAAUGUGGUCUCACUUGACUGUGGUCAUGUUUCGCGCACGGCAGAGGAAUUCUAUACAGUUCGUUGUCAAGUCGCGGACAUGCGCAAUUUACAAGAGUCUUUGGAUGAAGUAACCGUAAAAGACACUCUGGAGGGUGAUAACAUGUACACAUGCUCACAAUGCGGCAAAAAGGUUAGAGCAGAAAAGAGAGCUUGUUUCAAAAAGUUACCUCAGAUUUUAUGUUUCAACACAAUGCGUUACACAUUCAAUAUGGUAACUAUGCUCAAGGAGAAAGUAAACACUCACUUUUCAUUUCCCAUGCGUUUAAACAUGUCCGAUUAUGUGGAAAAGACCCUAAUGCCACAUCAAUACAAAGAAGAUCGUGAGAAACGAAGAAUGGAACGUGAUAAUGAUGCUGACGAUUUGGAAGAUGAUUUAGAAGAGUGCUUGGAAUAUGAAUUGGUGGGUGUGACAGUUCACACUGGCACGGCGGAUGGUGGACACUAUUACAGUUUCAUAAAAGAGCGUAACAAAUCAGCCAUGCAGCAUGACAGAUGGUUUUUAUUCAACGAUGCCGAGGUAAAACCCUUCGAUCCUUCACAAAUAGCGGCCGAAUGUUUUGGGGGUGAAAUGACGAGUAAAACUUAUGAUUCUGUGACCGAAAAAUACUUGGACUUUAGUUUUGAAAAAACUAAUUCGGCUUAUAUGCUAUUCUACGAACGACGUUUGCCAGAACAUUUAAAGGAAAAACAUGCUCAUCUUUUAGCCUCACCCACCAGCAUCAACACUACUAUAACAAAACCAUCUAUGCCAGAAGAACAAGAACCAAAUAUUACAGUUACUGAGGCAAUGGAUGUCCAAAAGGAAUCAAAUAGUGAACUUAAUUCGAAAAUGGAAGUAGAUGAAGAAGAUGAUCAUGCAAAUAAAAUAAAUGCAGCCAAUUGUGAUAAUAAAACAAAUGAAAAUGAAACUGAGAAGGAGGACGAUAAGAAAAUGGAAGUGGAAGUGGAAAAAGAAAAAGAAAAGCCUACUGUAAAAGAAGACGAUAAAGCAAAUAAAAAAGAAAGAGAACCAGAAACAGAAACACCUUCAACUUCGUCAGGAUCUUCACCCACAUCCCUGACUACACCAGCUAGACAGACUGAAAACCCUUGGAGACCACAAUUGAGUAAAGAAUUGGAGGAUUGGAUAUGGCAGGAUAAUAGACAAUUUUUACAAGAUCGAAAUAUAUUCGAACACACUUAUUUCAAUUUUAUGUGGCAAAUUUGUGGUCAUAUACCACAAACCUUAAUCGCACAACAGGACGUUACUUGUAUGGCAGCCAAACUAUCGGUUUCAUUUUUCAUUGAAACAUUUAUACAUGCCAAAGAAAAGCCUACUAUGGUUCCAUGGGUGGAAUUGUUAACGAAACAAUUUAAUGCCAGCCAGGAGGCUUGUGAAUGGUUUCUCACACACAUGUCUAUCGAACCUUGGUGGCCGGUCCAAGUUUUAAUACAAUGUCCAAAUCAAAUGGUUCGUCAAAUGUUUCAACGUUUAGUGAUUCAUGUUAUACAGAGACUACGUUCAUCACAUUCGCACUUGUAUUUGAAAACCGAAACCGAUAAUGAUGGUAAAGAGAUUAUUGGUAAUGCCUCUUGUGUUACUCGAUUUAUAAGUUCCUUAAUACUACUAAUGGAACAUGGUGCUAAGGCUCACUUGAGGCAUUUAUCAGAAUUUUUCGGUUUACUCUUUGAGUUCUCACGCAUGGGAGAUGAAGAGACGGUGUUUUUGCUGCGCAUAGGUGUUAUUAAAAGUGUGGCCGAUUUCUAUUUGGGCAAUAAGACACAUGAUAAUCUUGAAGUUGGUUCUGAUAACGAUGACAACUCUUCAGAUGAGGCUUUAUCGGUAGAUAAAACCAGGCCAGCAUCUUUGGAUAAAAUGAUUGCUUUGGUAGCCAGUUUAGUGGAAAGAUCAAGAGGUCAAGACUUAAGAUUGAAAUUAUCCACCAAGGACUAUAAUGCUAUAGCAGGCGGAAAAGGCUUUCCAUUUCUAUAUCAACAAAUCAAGGAUAAUAUUAAUCCCCAUCAAACCAAACACUUGAUUCACGCUCUCUGCCGUUGGGAUGAACGUUUAGCUAAUCAAAUUAUAACCAUGUUAUUUGCUUCCGUUACCAAGCAUACAGAAUUGUGUGGACCCUUCUUUAAAUUGCUAACAUUGCUAACCGAAACUCAAGGUGGUCCUUCAGGCUUACCCUGUUUUUCACAAUUAGUAUUGCAGCGUGUUUGGGAUGCGGCGGAAUACUGCCCUCAAUCUGCUUUAGAUUGGUUGGCUUUUCAAGCUCCCAAAAAUAAAAUAGCUCAUGCAUGGAUCUUGCAAUCGGCUGAUACUUGGGUGGAACAAUAUUUAUUAGCUCAUCAUAAUUCAAGAGUUCGUAAUGCUGCCGCAUAUUUAUUGGUUUCUUUGGUACCCUCUCAGCCAUUUAGAGCCAAUUUCCGUACACAUUCUUUGCAUAAAUUAUCCUCUAAUUCAUCUUAUGUUUUCCGUGAACUUAGUAAUGAUGCACAAAUUAUAUUACACUCUAUUAUUAAUCUUUUGCUGCGUUUAUUACGUGCUGCUCGAGCCUAUGCCGAUAUUGGUGUACAUGGCACAACAAAGCUAACAUCAUAUUUUAGCCUUUUGGGCUAUUGCAUGGUUUCUAAAACUGAAAAAGUUAUGAUGGGACCGUAUAUGCGUGCUUUAUGGGAUCUGUUUCAUCCUCGGCUAUCAGAGCCUAGUGUACCGGCUCAUCAUAAUAAACAUGCAUUAUUAGCAUUUUGGCAUCAUACCAUUGUUGAUUGUCCAGAGAAUGCAUUAAUAGUUGCCAACUGUCCAGAAAUAACAAGAAAUAUAGCAUUUAAUUAUAUAUUGGCUGACCAUGAUGAUUCGGAAAUAGUGGCUUAUAAUCGUGCCAUGUUACCCGCCUAUUAUGGUUUAUUACGUUUGUGUUGCGAACAGAGUCGUAGUUUAACACGCCAAUUAGCUGCUCACCAAAAUCUCCAGUGGGCCUUUAAGAAUAUCACACCACAUCCCACACAAUACGCUGUCGCUGUUGAUGAAUUAUUUAAAUUAAUGACUUUGUUUGCCACACGCCAUCCCGAUGCUAGUGAUCAAGAGAAACAUGAAGUCACCACAUUCCGUCGUACAACAUUGUCGGCCUAUUUAACGGGUCUGGAUGCGAGAGUAUCAUGGGGUACAUUGAUAAAUGCUUUUAGAAUAUUGGUUGACAACGAUGAAGAUCGUCUUCUUGUUAUUUACAACGGUGGCAUUGAAAUGUGCUUUGAAGCUUUGCACACACUACAUUCCAUGCAUCAUGAAGCCACUGCCUGUCACGUUUCGGGUGAUUUACAGGAAUUGCUUAGCGAAAUGGUCUUACUAUUAAGUACUUUACGUUUAAGUACACGUUUAGAUAGUCCAACUAACAAGAAACAGCAGCAGCAAUUGGAACAACAGGUACAACAAUUGCAACAGCAACAUCAGCAACUAUUGCAAAAGCAACAGGAGCAAUUGAAACAGCAGCAGCAAUCUCCACAAACGCCACAACAGACAGCACAACAGCAGAAAGAGAAACAACUGCAACAACAAAUGCAACAUAUACAAUUGCAACAAAUGCAACAGCAAUUGCAACAACAACAUUUCCUAAGGCAGCAUCAACAACAAACUGCCUUGCUUAAAGGUUUACCGGACGCUGUCAAACGAUUGGCCACCUUCUUGAACACUUACAACCCACCUGAAAUAUGUAGACUUUCUCUGGAGGUACUUAAAGAACUAGUACGUAAUCCCAAUUUAGAUGUAACCACCAUUUUGGCACCCAUCUUAAUCAAUUGCCACUUGUCGGUGGCUAAUGCUCCCACGGCUAUAGGAGCCCUAGGCUCAUACUUUCCUCGUAGAGGUAAAACCACUUGGCCAACGAUAACGAAAAAUAUGCCCAGACCGCCCAGGCCCAUGGUACAAAUGUGUAUACCGCAUAGUGAGUUUUUGGAAGUUCAACGUGGCGUAGAUCCAGAAUACGAUGCUCAAAUUGAUGCCUUCUAUAGACCCUAUCAUGACUUUUUGGAUGUUAUGAUGCGCAUGGCCGUAAAUACCAAUCAAUUGAAUGAUACCUUAGUGAAGUUAUCAUGUUUGGUAGCCAUAGAAGCGGCUCCCUUGCAUUUCAAUUUAUUCCCAAAGUUUUGGGUGGGCAUUUAUAAUAAUAAAAGUACCAACAAGUAUGCUGAAUUAUUGAUAAACAAUCAAUAUUUAGUUGAAUACAUCCAUAUUAUAUUACGCGGCUGUAGAGUUUCCCUAAGUGAUCAAUUUAUAAGAGCAUUUUUGGAAAUAUAUUAUCCUAAGGUGAUUUCAUCACAAUUGCCCAUAGCUCGUUUGUUGUAUUCCAUAAGUUAUUCUAUGCAUUCGAAGGAGGAUCUAGAUGAUUUGUGUGGUGAUUUAUUUGCCAUACGUGUAGUUGCUCAAUGCACUGGUAUACCUACAUCAGUGCGCAAACAGUUAAGAGGAUCUCUGAAAGCUUUGCUCUAUAAAAGUGCACGUUAUCAAGAAAUCGCUGAAAAUGAACUAUUUCCAAACAAAAAAAUUAAAUUAGACCACAACGAAUCUAAAGAAAAGUCUGAUAAUUCAGCAUCCAAGGAUGACAGUACGGUAGCAACAAAUCAAUCACAAAAAGAGAUCGUCUUAGAACGUUCCGAUGAAGCCAUGGAUACAACGAACAAUGAUGACAACAUAGACAACAAUAAGAAACACAAUAACGAAGAACAAACUGCCCCUCCAGCGCCAGACCUUAAAGCAGUAGUAGAACAGAAAGAAGACAAAACUGCAGACAUGGAAGAAGCCAAUGCCACACAAGAAGAUGAAGAAAUGAAAAAUGCUUCCGAUAAAUUAGAAGACUCAAAAGAAACGGAAAAUGAAUGUGGUAAGUUAGAAAUUAAGGACGAACCUACAAAAAUAGAGGCUAUAAAAUCACCUGCUAAAGAUAUAAAAGAUGUAAAUAAAGAAGAAUCGCCCUCCACAUCUGCGGCUGCAGCAGCUGCAAUGGCAGCCGCCAACGCAACCACAGCAGCAACCUUAACUGCAACCACCACCUGUGCAACACCGAAGAAUAUAAAUAAGAAAACUGCCGAAGAUCGUUUGUUGGAAGAGCAUGACAAACGUAUAAAACUCUUAAUGACCAUGGAAACGUACAUUAAAAGCAUUUUGAUACUAAUGCAAAAAGACGAAAGUAAUUCCCCAAAUGCCACAACCAGCAGCACACAGCCCAUCAUGGAUGAUACCAUGGAGAGUGAACAAAAUACCACCCCAGUACCAGAGAGUAGCGAUGAAGGUGGUUGUGGUGGCAAUAACACUUCACAAGGCAGUGCCUUUAAUAUAAGUUGUUCAUCACCCGAUCUACAAAAACAGCAGCAGCAAGAUUCACAGAAAAACGAAUUGCCAGCAAAUGCUUGUAAUGAUGUAGAUGAUGUACCCUCCUCCUCUUCUACAACGCAAACGGCAAUUACCUUGUCUAAAGAUAGCGCAACAGUAGCAGCAUCAGCUGAAGGCUGUGCAGAAAAAACAAAUGUUGAUGGUGCGAAAUGCGAUAACCCAGCAACCCAAACGCAAAAAGCUAAUAGUGAUGAUAUUAUUACUAAUACUACAACUGCUACUACUACUUCAACUGCUACUAAUAUGGCCUCCACGUCCACGGCUGCAAAUACGCCGCAAAUUUAGUUAUCGUUUAAUGAUUUGUUAAAUAUAUUAUUUUUUGGCAAAAUGCUAGAUUAGCAGUGCUAAGCACACUUUAAUUAUUUAUAAUGAUAAUUACACAUAGUUUUAAGUUUUUACUUUUUUUUUUAUUUUAAGUUUACAUGAUUUCAACUAUUUUCUCCCCACUCCUGUCUUGGGUUUAUCUUUUCCUAUUUUAUUUGUUUAUCUUAUUUUAGUUUUUCUUUUAAGCUUUAAGCCCCGGUCUCUUUUAAUUAAGCUUCCUUGUACAUGCAAAUGAUUUAAGGAACACGAUUAAGAUAUUUAUUAUGUUUAAUCACUGCUAAACGUUGAUUAUAUAAAAAAUGUAUUUUAAAAGACUUUUUAAAAAAUAUGUUCUUUACUUUAUACUAUAAUAUACUGUAAAUUUUAAAUUUGAAAAAGUAAUAAACAGGAAACGAAUUUGAAUUGAGUUGUGAUAAGAAAUCAAAUCUUUCUUAUUAAAAUGUUCUAAGAGUUCAACAUAGAAUUGAGCAUAAGACCAAUUUUAGUGACAUUUUAUUGAGCAGUCUCUCGAAAAUGUUUAAGAAUAAAUAUAUUUAAAUAAAUAAACUAUCGAAAUAAAGACAAGUUCUGUAAAUAAUAAAAAAUGAACCGUUACUUGUUCUAAUUCCAUAAAAGUCCUGUGUAAUAGAAACUUAGUAUCCGUAAUAGAAACAGUAAUCGUGAUUUUGUUGCUUAUAUCUCAGCCAUUUAUAGACCGAUUAUGCUGAUUUUCAAUACCAAAAUUCUAAUGAGCCUGCCACCUGGCGCCGUAAAACGUAUUUUAACCACUAUAUUUGAACAGACGGACAUCGUUAUAUCGACAUUCCUACAUUUAAGGAUCCUGAAUGUAUAACAAGGGACUAUAUUAAAAACCAUCAUCAUAUUUCAGCUCUUCUAUUCUUGUAAAUUAUUCCAAUUAUUUGUAGGUUAUAAGAGUUCCAGUUCAACAUGACAUGAAUACGGUUUAAAUUUCAAUACGAAAAUCAAAAUUUAGUGCAUCCAUUUGGAAUAUAUAAUAACAGAUACCUUAAGAUCUUUCUUAACAUAAGGAUUUAUAUAUAAACAUAAAAUGGGCGAUAUCUCGAAAACGCUUAAAUCAAUUUAAAAUAUAUUUUUUUCGAUUCUUGAUAAACAAGUCCAAAUUAGUAAUAAAACAUAUUUUGCAAGUGGAUAUUAUACAAAAUUGAAUUUAAUAGUUACUAUUCAAACAUUUUUUGAAUAAUUAUAAAAAAUUCAAUAAUAUUGCAAAAAGUAUGUUUAUUUAUUUGAUGUCAGCCUAUUUACUGAAUAUAUUGCCAUCAAAAACUGAUUUUCAAGAAAAUCUAAAAUAGAGGGUAUUUGAAUAUAGUCCUUCGAUAUUACAAACAGAAUGACAUACUCAUAUAGAACAUUACUAAUCAUGGCGAAUUACUAAUCAUUUGCUGCAACAACAUCAUAACUCAAAAUCCGGGUGUUUUGAACUGAACAAUACAAAAUAUUAGCCGUUAUUUAGUCUUUCAUAUAGUUAUCGGUUUAAAAAAAUAUAUAGUUAGUAGCUUUUAUUAACCAUAUAAGGCCCUUAAGGGCUCGGUUGUAAAUGUAAAUGAAGAAUUAAUAAAAAAAGUCUAUUUUUUUGUAUGAGAGUGUUUUUUUUUGUAAACGUCAAAAUAAAAAUUCAUAUUUUCUGGUACAUAUAUUUGACAAGUAAAAAAUUGGGUUAAAUACAGAUUAGAAAGAUAUUAGUAUAUACUAUUUAAAUCAGAUUUUAUUUCUGAAAUCGCAUGAUUUGAUGAAAAUUGAUUUAAGAAAUAGUAAAAUGUCAUAAAACAUUCAAAGUCGUUUUUCUCGAAACGACUUUUUUUUGCACAUAAAUUAUAAAUAAAUUAAAUUUUUAGCUUCGUGUGGUACGGUACAAUACGUCAGAGUAACUAAUAGCGUUUUUCUUUUUAAAAAUUAUCACAGGUUAUCAAUCGUAAAAUGUUGCCAUCACAUUAUCAAAAUCAUACAUUUUGUUUGAUCGCCAUUCAAAAUAUAUGACAAUAUUCUCACCCUGUGUGAUCGAGCAAGUUCAGUGUACAAUUUUUAAAAUUUGUUUACAUUUUUCUUAAAAAGAACUGACUUCUGUAAAGCUACACAGACAGAUGUAUUACAGACAUUGAUUUACAGAAUAACCCCCUCUUAAUUAAAAAUUAUGCGAAGGCAACAAUUAAACUCAAUAAAUAAUUAACAUGAUUAUUUUUAUAUUCUUUUUAAUUAAACAAAAAACGAUGCUUUAACAAAUUAUGUACGUCUGUUCUUAUUUUCUUUUUUUUUUUGUUGAUUAUUAGUUGAAAAUUCUUCUAGCUUAUUUUAUUUCAUAACUACUGACAUCUUACAUCAAUGUUUGCUCUAUUGAAUAUAAAAAUAUGCAUAAAGUCUGUAUAUUAGAAACCAUGAUUGUUAAUAUGUAGUUCUAUCUUGUAUCUACUUUUCCUAUUUUUAACACUUAUUGUUAAAACUUUACUGUAUUUAUAUAUUUUUUUAAUUAUUAAUAGAUUUUAUUAUUUAAUUUUGUUUUUUAUUUUCCAAUUAUUUAUUGUGUAAAUGAAAGAAUUUUUGACCUAAGGUCAGGAUUUAUGCAACUCAAAAACUAAGUUGAAGUUCAGAAAAUGAAAUUUAUAUAAAAAAAAUAAAGAUAAAGAUUUGCGCAUAUUGAAAUGUAACAUUAAAAAGAUCAUUUUUUAUAAAUGAAUAAAGCAACCCAAGGUUGUUUUUUUUUAUCAUAUACACAAACACACAUUAAAAUAUAUAUAUUUUUCAAAAAAUUAAGAGAAGAACCGAAAUUCUACGGAAAUAGUGUUUGGUUUUUUCUUAUUGUUUAAAAUUAUUCAAAUUAUUACAUACAAACAUAUAUUAUAUUAAUAAUAUAAUUAAGAAUUUUAUAUAUAUAUAUAAAAAAAAACAUAAAAAUACUUGAAAUAAAAUUGAGAAAAUAAAUAUUUUUUAAGCGAAAAUAAAUAGAAAAUCAACAUAAAAUAAAUAAAUAACUUAAUUAUUACCUACUAAAAAAUUAUAAACAAAAACUAAAAUAUUUUAAAAAUGUUUGAAAAUUAGGCUAAAAAACAAAACCCUUCCCCUUAAAUAAACUAAUAAAAACUUUCUAAAUGUAAUAACUAAAUUAAACAUUAUUACAUUAACAAAACAACAUAAAUAAUUAUUACUCUCUAACUCUGCACCCCAUUUCAUUCAUUAAAAUCGAAAAACAAAAAAUAAAAAUAAAAAAUAUAAACUAAACACACAUUUCUUACAACAAACAAUAAACACGAAUACUUUCUUUGUAGUUAAAAAAUAAUAUGGAAAUUAUAACGAAUCUAUUAAAGUGAAAGGUGAAAAAUGAAAAUAAAUAAAAAAUUAUCACUCUUAAAUGCUUUCUGAAAACAUUUAAGCUGUUUACAAACUGAAAACAAAGGAAAGGAAGAUAAAGAUGCUAUUGUUUAAAACAUGUUUAAUUAUUAUUUUGUAUGAUUUUUAAUUGUUUUUUUUUUUUUAAUAAAUUAUAAAAAUUCAUUUAAAUAUUUGUUCAUUACGAGACUUAAAGAAAAUGAUAAUGCAACCAACGAGUUAUCAUUUGUUCAUAUUUAUGACGGCAUGUUUUUAUUAUAAAACAUUUAAAAUAGUUUUUAGAUAUUUUUUUUAUUAUUAUUAUUAUUAUUGAUUUCAUUUUUUAAAUAUAUUUAUAAGAGUAAUUAAUGAAUGCAUAAUUAUCACAUUAUUUACAUUUAUAUUUUUUAAUAAAUUAAUUUUGAAUAUAUAUAUAUAUAUAUAAAUAAA
This is a messenger RNA of Calliphora vicina (urban bluebottle blowfly), 16706 nucleotides long. It is a transcript of the gene puf, whose product is annotated as ubiquitinyl hydrolase 1 puf. The record is from RefSeq and is a predicted model, not a curated record. Gene Ontology annotation, molecular function: cysteine-type deubiquitinase activity. The transcript has 25 exons. Gene Ontology annotation, cellular component: nucleus; cytosol. Bases 411 to 12899 code for a protein of 4162 amino acids. Lineage: Eukaryota; Metazoa; Arthropoda; Insecta; Diptera; Calliphoridae. Gene Ontology annotation, biological process: protein deubiquitination.